Formica exsecta is the source of this 716-nucleotide messenger RNA. It is a transcript of the gene RpL11, whose product is annotated as 60S ribosomal protein L11. Gene Ontology annotation, cellular component: ribosome; cytosolic large ribosomal subunit. The transcript has 5 exons. The record is from RefSeq and is a predicted model, not a curated record. Gene Ontology annotation, molecular function: structural constituent of ribosome; RNA binding. Lineage: Eukaryota; Metazoa; Arthropoda; Insecta; Hymenoptera; Formicidae. The coding region runs from base 65 to 664 and encodes 199 amino acids. Gene Ontology annotation, biological process: translation.
GAUCUAGUUCAAGUCGACGGCCGGUAAAGAGAGUGUGGCGUGAAUAUCACCUUUUCUCUUCAUCAUGGCGGAUGUAAAGAAAGUGCCCGAAAAGAAGGUCGAAAAGAAGACCGACAAAAAAGCGAAGAAGGAACCGAAAGAUGCAUCCAAGAAUGUAAUGCGCGAAGUACGAAUCCGCAAGCUCUGUUUGAACAUUUGUGUGGGAGAGUCUGGUGAUAGACUGACGCGCGCUGCCAAGGUCUUGGAGCAACUGACUGGCCAGCAACCCGUGUUCUCUAAAGCAAGAUACACAGUACGUUCCUUUGGUAUCCGUCGUAAUGAAAAAAUAGCUGUGCAUUGUACUGUACGUGGUGCAAAAGCUGAAGAAAUUCUUGAACGUGGUUUAAAGGUACGCGAAUAUGAGUUGAAAAAAGAAAACUUCUCUGGCACCGGAAACUUUGGUUUUGGUAUUCAAGAACAUAUUGACCUGGGAAUUAAAUACGAUCCCAGUAUUGGUAUCUAUGGUUUAGACUUCUACGUUGUUCUUGGACGUCCAGGAUUUAACGUAGCACACAGAAGAAGGAAAACUGGUAAAGUCGGUUUCCAACACAGGCUUACCAAAGAAGAUGCAAUGAAGUGGUUCCAACAGAAAUAUGAUGGAAUCAUUAUAGCUGGAAAGAAGUAGUGCAUACCUUGUAUUUUGCAAUUAUAUCAUAAAAAAUUUUAACAAAAAUCUA